This is a messenger RNA of Aspergillus ochraceoroseus IBT 24754, 3357 nucleotides long. RefSeq names its product a-pheromone processing metallopeptidase Ste23. Gene Ontology annotation, molecular function: metalloendopeptidase activity; metal ion binding. The record is from RefSeq and is a predicted model, not a curated record. Gene Ontology annotation, biological process: peptide catabolic process. Gene Ontology annotation, cellular component: mitochondrion; cytosol. Bases 1 to 3357 code for a protein of 1118 amino acids. Lineage: Eukaryota; Fungi; Ascomycota; Eurotiomycetes; Eurotiales; Aspergillaceae. The transcript has 2 exons.
AUGGGAUCGGUCGAGCGCCUUACUGAGAGUCUGGAGAAGCCAUCGUUGGACGACCGGUCGUACAGAGUCAUCCGGCUGCCCAACAAGCUUGAGGCGCUGCUGGUUCACGAUGCGGAGACAGAUAAGGCUGCGGCCGCAAUGGAUGUGAAUGUGGGAAGUUUUAGUGAUCCGGAAGACCUACAAGGUCUUGCCCAUGGGUUGGAACACAUGCUCUUCAUGGGGACUACCAAGUAUCCUAAGGAAAACGCCUACAACCAAUACCUUGCCUCUCACUCAGGGUCCUCCAAUGCUUACACUGCGGGCACAGAGACCAACUACUUCUUCGAGGUCUCUGCCACACCCUCACCCAAUGGGGAAGCGUCCAAUGGUCAAUCGACACCCAACGGAACCCUGACCAAUGGAACACCUGCGGCAUCAGAUCCAGGCAGCUCCGAAUCACCUUCAUCCGCUUCGUCGCCGCUGUACGGAGCCCUGGAUCGCUUUGCACAAUUCUUCGUGUCGCCUCUGUUCUUGGAGUCUACACUGGACCGCGAAAUGCGCGCGGUGGACUCGGAGAACAAGAAAAACCUUCAGAGCGACCUAUGGCGGUUGAUGCAGCUAAAUAAGUCUCUCUCUAAUCCCGCACACCCCUACAAUCACUUCUCCACGGGAAAUUUUCAGACAUUGAAGGAGGAGCCUCAGAAACGUGGCCUGGAUGUUCGCGAUGAGUUCAUGAAGUUUUAUGAAAAACACUAUUCCGCAAACCGAAUGAAAUUGGUGGUGCUGGGGCGGGAGUCGUUGGAUGAGAUGGAGCAGUGGGUUUCGGAUUUGUUCGCUAAUGUGAAGAAUAAGGAUCUACCCCAAAACCGCUGGGAUGAUGUUCAAGUCUGGCUGCCGGAUGACAUGUGUAAACAAAUCUUUGCUAAGCCUGUGAUGGAUACCCGUUCAGUGGACAUCUACUUCCCGUUCUUGGACGAGGAGAACCUGUAUGAGUCGCAGCCCAGCCGAUACAUUAGCCACCUCAUCGGCCACGAGGGACCCGGCAGCAUUCUGGCGUAUAUCAAGGCCAAAGGUUGGGCGAAUGGGCUGUCCGCCGGUGUCAUGCCAAUUUGCCCGGGCUCUGCGUUUUUCACUGUCUCGGUCCGGCUGACCCAGGAAGGGUUGAAGAAAUACCAAGAGGUUGUGAAAGUCGUUUUCCAGUAUAUUGCAAUGAUCAAGGAACGCGAGCCCGAGGAGUGGAUCUACGAGGAAAUGAAGAAUUUGGCAGAGGUCGAGUUCCGUUUCAAGCAGAAGUCCCCCGCUAGCCGAUUCACCAGCCGGCUGAGCAGUGUCAUGCAGAAGCCGCUGCCGAGGGAGUGGCUUCUCAGUGGCUCUCUGCUGAGAAAGUUUGAUUCGGAGUCGAUCAAGAAAGCUUUGUCCUAUCUUCGUGCGGACAAUUUUAAGAUGAUCAUUGUUGCCCAGGAAUACCCCGGGGACUGGAACGCCAAGGAAAAGUGGUAUGGCACGGAGUACAAGGUCGAGGAUGUUCCCCAGGAUUUCAUGAUCGAAAUUGGUGCGUCGCUGGGUACUACCCCAAGCACCCGACUCCCCGAAUUACAUAUGCCGCACAAGAACGAGUUCGUGCCUACUAGGCUUUCCGUGGAGAAGAAGGAGGUAUCUGAGCCUGCGAAGACCCCGAAGCUCAUCCGCCACGACGACCACGUUCGUCUCUGGUUCAAGAAAGACGAUCGAUUCUGGGUUCCAAAGGGUACUGUCUAUGUCACGCUGAGAAAUCCAUUGGUCUGGGCCACGCCUUCCAACCUCGUUAAGUCAAAGUUGUACUGUGAACUUGUUAGAGAUGCUCUGGUCGAAUACUCUUACGAUGCGGAACUUGCUGGACUGGAUUAUCAUCUGUCCGCUAGCAUAUUUGGGCUAGACAUCUCGGUGGGGGGAUACAAUGACAAGAUGGCUGUGCUUUUGGAAAAGGUCAUGACGAGUAUGCGAGAUUUGGUGAUUGACCCCGAUCGCUUUCAUAUCAUUAAGGAGCGCCUGUCUCGAGGAUACAAGAACGCGGAAUACCAACAGCCUUACUACCUGGUUGGCGACUAUACACGGUAUUUGACUGCGGAGAGGAAUUGGCUCAAUGAGCAAUAUGCCGCUGAGCUGGAGCAUAUUGAGCCCGAGGACAUUCAGUGCUUCUUCCCACAAAUCCUUCGUCAGAAUCACAUCGAGGUUCUGGCGCACGGUAACCUAUACAAGGAGGAUGCGCUGCGGAUGACUGACACCGUGGAGUCGAUCCUUACUAGUCGUCCUCUACCGCAGUCUCAGUGGCAUGUGAGGCGCAACAUUAUUAUCCCUCCUGGAUCCAAUUAUAUCUACGAACGGGCUCUCACAGACCCGGCCAACGUCAACCACUGUAUUGAAUACUAUCUCUUUAUUGGAGAUAUCAGCGAUGAGGUGUUGCGCGCCAAGCUUCUGCUCUUCGCUCAGAUGACCGACGAACCCGCUUUCGACCAGCUCCGCAGCAAGGAACAGCUCGGAUACGUUGUCUGGAGCGGUGCCCGCUAUUCCGCUACAACUAUCGGUUACCGUGUGAUCAUCCAGAGUGAACGCACUUGCCAGUAUCUGGACUCGCGGAUCGAUGCUUUCUUGACCAACUUCGGAAAGACCCUUGAGGCCAUGUCAGAGGACGAUUUUGAAGGCCACAAACGGAGUGUCAUCAACAAGAGACUCGAAAAGCUCAAGAAUUUGAGCUCUGAGACCUCUCGGUUCUGGACUCAUAUUGGCUCGGAAUACUUUGAUUUCUUGCAGAAUGAGACCGACGCUGCUCGUGUGAAAACGUUGACCAAAUCCGACAUCCUCGAGUUUUACAAGCAGAUGAUUGACCCCGAGUCUUCCACUCGUGGCAAACUCGCGAUUUACCUAAAGGCUCAAGCUGGUGCCGAUGUGGCUGAACCCAAGGAGCAGAAGACACGCUUGGUCACUCUUCUUGGCAAACAACUAGAGACGGCUGGUUUCGCCGUGGAUGAGGACCGCCUAAGCUCCGCCUUCCAGCAAGUCUCGAUUAGCGACGAAGAUCAGAUCCUGCCCGCUCUCAAGACAUUCCUGGGCUCUGAGAUGAGCCUGCCCGAGCAGCAAACAAAACCUGUUCUUGAUCAGCUGGAGCAAAAUCUCGGCUUGCACCUCAAGCAACUGGGUAUCGAGCCCACGAAAAGCACUAGCGCCGGUGGUUCUACCGGUGCUGCUCCCGGUACCAAUGGCGUCGGACACUCCCAAGUACAAGAGCACCCCAUCUACAUCACAAAUGUCACCGAGUUCAAGGCUCGCUUGGGUGUCAGUGCUGGCCCCAACCCUGUCACGGACCUCAGCGAGUUUGAGGAUUUUGAUGCCAAACUCUAA